Messenger RNA from Saccostrea cuccullata (small rock oyster), 653 nucleotides. RefSeq lists its product as uncharacterized. The record is from RefSeq and is a predicted model, not a curated record. NCBI's taxonomy places the organism in Eukaryota, Metazoa, Mollusca, Bivalvia, Ostreida, Ostreidae. The transcript is spliced from 3 exons. Bases 25 to 360 code for a protein of 111 amino acids.
UUCUAUUUCAGAACAACAACAAACAUGAAUGGAAAAUAUGACUAUGAAAAUGGAUCAAUGAAAAAAAAUGACAACAAAAAUGACAGAGGUACUGAAGAAAAUGGCAGAAAGUCAGUCUGGCACGAAGCUGUAGAAGUAGAUAUGGACGGCGCGGAUGAUACACUAGGUGUGGAUGAUGAAGCUUGUACGGUAGAUGACGGUAAGGACACGGACGCUGGAGAUGCGGACACAAUAGGCUCAGGUGGAGACAACGAAGAGGCAGACUGCACAGGUGGCUCAGAUGGUGGUGGCAUCACAGCUGGCAGAGUGCCUGGGUCCCGCAGGGAAGCGACAAACUUCAAACUCCCUGGAUCAACAUAGCCCUUGUUAGGAAGGAUGGAAGAGGUACACCCGGGGAUGGAACAUCUAUACGUACAGGUGGUGUUCUUGUGCUUGGCGUCCCAGUGGCGUGCAUACGACUUCCGAGUUGAAAAAAUGGUAGAUCCACAGGACAGGACAGGGCAUGUCAUCCCCUGAGUAUAAGUGAAAGGACAGACAGAGUUGUCAAGCAAGUCAUCAAACUGCAGGAGGUCGUCAUCUCCAAUAAGAAUGUCUAAUACGUCAGUGUCCAUUACUGAAAAUCAAUAAUUCAGUUAUUAAUAACUUGCAAAUAA